AUGAAACGAAACGAUUUAAUAAGAUCCUUAGACAGUGUGUCGGACCAUUACAAGAGAGAGAAGGCAGUACUUUGUCAUUCGAACGAACGUCUAUUCCUGCGCGAUUUUGUCUCCUGCUCGGCUGGCACCAGCGGUGGGAGACUCGCACGAUGGUUGCAACCGGACAGCUUUGUGGAUCCCUCUCAAUGCGAGGCACUAUAUUCACGAGAAGAAAUGAGAUGCGGAUGGCCGGCCAUCGUCACUGUGCUCACGAGAGAUCAAUACGGCGAAGUGGUGCACGUGCCCGGAUUGAAGAUUGAAGUCAAAGCGGUGCCGAUCGAUAAAACGGACAUCACGGAUUCCGAUCAGAGCAGAAAGAUCCGACGCGUCUCUCAACCAGACCCCAUGACAUUCGGUGGUCAUCCGCAACCAUCCUUAGACGUUCCGUACGAGGUGACCAUCAACAACAAGAUGUGCUUCUACGCCAUCACCAUCAUGAAAGCCUAUCAAAAUUACUCGUUCGAGGAAUUGAGAUUCAUGUCACCAACUGUGAAAAGAUCGAGCGAGAGUAUGCUGGUUAGGCCUAACGGUGACGGAAGCUACAGCGCUACGUGGACACCAUCCUCCGUCGGCUGGUACUCGCUGAUGAUUACAGUGGAUGGUUACAACAUGGAGGAUAAUUACAAAGUUGAAGUGAAGGAACCUCCGCAAGGCAUGCAACCACCCACUCAGAACAUUGUUAAAAAGCCUCAGCUUCAACCGAGCAGACUCAGAAAAUUCGUGGCGAAGAACAGCGCUGGCUUAAGGAUACGAGCUCAUCCGUCGUUGCAAAGCGAACAGAUCGGAUUCGUCUCGGUUAACGGUACUAUAGCUUUCGUUGAUGAGAUUCAUAACGACGAUGGCGUCUGGCUACGGUUAAAUACAGAGACAAUCAAGGAAUACUGUAAUAGUAGUCAUCUUGAGGCUUGGUGUUUGCAAUAUAAUCAACAUUUAGGAAAAACUCUGCUUCUCCCUGUAGAAGAACCAAAAUCCAUUUUAGAUCAAGUUAUCAAGGAAACUAUUCUACGGAAGCGUCCUGAUGUUAGCGAUGAUAAGAGAAAGACGGUGACUUUCGACGCCGGAAGAAGUAUGAUAGUCGUGAAAUGUGGAGCUUCCGGACAUAAUAUUAGAAGCAAACCGAACUUGAAAGGCGCGCCUGUUGGAAUGUUAGCGCUUGGAAAUACGGUGACCGUGCAAGAAUAUUGCGUAAAUCAUGAAGGAACUUGGGUACGCAUUGAUGACGAUUCAGUAGCGAAAUAUUGUUUCGAUAAGGGUCGAGGCGUAGAGGCAUGGUCGCUUGCUAUUAACAAACAAACCAAUGUGAUUUAUAUGAAACUCGAACAGGAUUUAGAGAAUGAUCCGAUCGAGAAAAAGCCAAUGAUACCGGACCCAGCUGUUUCACCGAGCAACAAAGGUUUUGAUUUUUCUGUGCCUUCUGUUAGUCACGAAGGCUUCAACUUUACUACGCAAAACUACAUACCGGAUACAGCGGAAUCCAUUGAUAGCUGCAAUAUAAACCCAUUUGUUUUCGGCUCAUACAAUCAACAUGACUCACCAGGCAGCGAACGCUUCACACCAGAAAAAGCUGAUGGUACUCCAAAAUUUUCAAAACCUCAUUCCAAGGAAAGAGUAGCCAAGGAGCGAGAAAGAGAAGGUGGCGGUGGAAAAUUUAGCGUUCUUCAAAAGUGGCUAAGAGGGGAUGAUAAAUGCCAUGGAGAGAAAAGAAGUUCUCCGGGCAGGUAUUUCUUCUUUGUAUUAUUAAUGAUUUUCAGAGAUUUCUCUGAAUUUGUGGGCGUAUCUGUGAAGGAGUUGGUAAAAGCGAUGGGAGAAAGUCGUGCAAAUGGCAACGGAGCAACACCACCGGAAACUCCGCGGCGAACGUCAAGAAGUUCUUCGCCCAAGAAUCCCCAAGGUGGGUCACCAAGAUUUCACAGCCCUUCUUCCAGUCCAGUCCCAAUACCCGCUGGGUCCAGUCGACAGCCAGCCGUUUCUGGUAAUUGUCUCUUCCCUCCUGCUGCUAACGCACCAGGUGGGAGAAGCGCGAUAGGAGGGGGAGAGAGUAUGAGUAGCAGCCCUGUACUCUGCGGCUCCCCCCGAAGUGUCGGCCUCUCCCCAUUAGUGUCAGGAGGGAUGGUUGACAGCAUAACGUCGCAACGUCGUGGCUCAACGCAGAGCGACACAAGUGCCUUGGUUAGCAGCUUGACGAGAGAUCCAUCACAGUCACCGAGUGGUAUUAGUACUACUGCCAAUACGCGUGAUCUAUCACCGAGUCCAAGUUGCAGUUCUUUACACAUGAGAUCUGAAGGUAGCAUAGCUAGUCCGCCCGACACCCCCAAGAAGGAAUGUGCUGUAAGUAAUGAUAUGCAAGAAAGUCCGCGCAAAGUGUCUCAAGCGCAAACGCAAACAAGUCCCGAAAGCGCUACUACAGCUAUGAAGGGUCACUUUAACAUCGGUUCAUCCGGAGUAAAGGACGAGCGACAUUCGCCGAAAAUGAACAGGAGAGAUCACAUGAAAGCCGUGAAAACGAGAGCAAAGCGUGCUAUGUCACCCGCCAACGCACAGCAAAGUCCUAGUCCUAAUCGUGCUUUAAAUUUAUGUAAAGACAAGGUGAAAGAAGCUAUUAGUCCUUCCGUAGCGGAAUGUCUGAGAGCUGUUUUCGCCGCGUUCUUAUGGCAUGAAGGAAUUGUACAUGACGCUAUGGCUUGCGCUAGUUUUCUCAAGUUCCACCCAAGUUUACCGAAACAGGGUGCGCUGGUAGUAACUAGGCAAACUGUUGUGCAAUCCAGCGAUAAGCAGCAGCAGGAGCAAAAAGCACGUCAAAGACACUCCGUUGAGGUGACAAAUGCCGGUAAUUAUUUGCAUAUUCAGCCCAGCACGUUGGAGACUCUAACGCGAUCAGCCGCAAACGCUAAUGCCAAUAGGAGUAGGAAAAAGCAGGAGAACACGAUUAAGGAAGAAAUUCAGGCAAGUGCGAGUAAACUUAGUUCUCUGCCUGAAUUUCACACAGUCGCGGUGUUACCACCAGCGUUAAAAAGUUUAGUUUUUCUAUGGGAAGAACUUAGCACCAAUUGCCUGCAAGCCAUCGAACAACAAUCGAUUUUGCCUAGUCCGAUAUCGCAGAUACAAACGAUGAAGUUGGCGAAACGACCAAUACCGGAAAAACGUCCCAGAGAGGACAAAAUGAAAGAACGUGAGAAGAAAGGCAGCCGGAAGAAGAAAGAAUGGAAGCCUAUUGGCAGAGCGAACACGUCUGAGGUUUUAGCGGGAAUUGAACGGGAGACUAUCUGUGAACUUUGUGGCUUGAUGUUUCCACAUCCAGUCACUUAUCAUAUGAAAAUGAUACAUCCAGGCUGCGGCUGGCAUGCGGGCGGAAAAGGAUACAACAGCGGCGGAAACUAUUGCGUGGGGUGGGCAGGCAAUUGCGGUGAUGGCGGGGUCGGUGGUAGCUCGUGGUACUUAAUCUGCGACACAUGUAGAGAUAAGUAUUUGAAGGCCAGAAAGAGUAAAUUCGCGAAGAAAUUCGUAAGCGGAAUUUCAAAAAGAAAAAAUGGUACGAGCAAAAUUCUGUCUCCGAUUAACAGUCCUAGUGGAAACGAAACUCACUUAAUUAUGAAGAACAACGCAAUGUUUUUGCUGGAUUUAGCUAGUGCGUCUGGCUUUAAUAUCCCUAAACAACAAAGACGACCAUCGCAGACUUUAUCGUCCGUGGCUGAAAAUUAUAGCCCUCCUGAGGCCACUGGACCUUUUCCUCCUACUGGACCAUUCCAAUGUUUGCAAGCCUUAGGUGUUCACCAUUCGCAGAGUCACGACGAAAGAUAUUACGAAGAAACUCUGAGACGCGAAAAUGGACAACAAAAUAAUUAUGAGGGAAACAGUAGCACAUUUAACAACACAAACGGCAGGCCAUUAUCAGAAUAUCCAACGAGUGAUAGUGAUAAUGAAAGUGGUAAAAAUCGCAGUACCUUUCAUAGAUCCGUAUCUAUGUCUACUGGUGCACCUUGGGCCAGAAACAGUAACGACGGCAGAGUCGUUAUGAUGAGAAAACGAAAUAACAGCAGUAGCGAAAUGAAUAAUGAAGCGGGUUCUUCGCUUUUAUGUUAUCCAUCCGCUGCACUGCAGAAAUUAGUGCCAUCAAUGGAUCAAUCUGCUAUAGUAUCCACUAGUCAAAUCGAAAUAGCGAGUAAUGAUCGAAUAGAAAUUCUCAUGAGACCUGUAAUGUUGUUCGUUCUUCAACAACACAACCUGCAACAUCUACAACUUGCGAUGAAGCAAGCGUUGCGCCGUGCCGCUUGUCGAGUUUACGCGAUGCAGGCAUUGAAUUGGCUUUUAAGAAGCGUAACGCAACCAAUUUGUUUGCACGACUUACUCUGGUGGUUCGUUUCGUCUCUUACACCAGUUGUUACUUCUGAUAGCACGGAUGCAAAUGAUGAUGAUAACAGAACGGAAAAGAAGGAAGAUCACGAUAUGAUUGGUGUCAGCGAGCAUCCUUUAAGUGAUUUAGUAAUAGCUGGAGAAUCCGUCAAUCCAUUACCUACUGUAUUUCACACUUUGUUACAAACAAUUGCGGAUUUAAUGCUGUUACCACCACUUGGAUCUCCGCUACAACAAGCUGCGAUUCGAUGUUGGGGUAUUCGAUUUACGCCAGCAGAUCAUAUGUUCCUACAUAGAAGUCACGUAUUUAGUAACAUUAGUAAAAUCCUGUCGCGAUCUGAGGAAGAAGAAGAUGUAACGAUGAGUAUGCACGAGAGUCACCAAUCAACAGUUUCACAACAGUUGAAUAGUUGGGUGGAAGCUUUGAAGGAUUUAACAUCCAACGUUGAGAUCAAAGCUUCUAGUAGACAAGCUAUGAUUGGUAGUCUAACGGACAAUUCGACUGAAACAUUUUGGGAAUCUGGAGACGAGGAUCGUAAUAAGACUAAAGUGAUUACAAUUCUCUGUGGCGCUCAUUCCUUGCCUAGAAUGUUAUAUGUACACAUAGAUAAUUGCCGCGAUUUAACACACAAAGUGUCAAGCGUGACUUUCUUAUCUGGUAUCAACGCCGACGAGAUGAUAAAAUUAAGAUAUGUGGAGAUCGAAAGUAGAUCAGCUGGCUGGAUUAAUUGCCCGAUCACUGAUCAACGCCAUAUAGUUGUGGGUAUGGAAUUAAAGGGCCCAGAUAACUCUUUGCGUGUUCGUCAAAUCAGAUUGCUGGGCGAGGUAGAAGGAGGAUCUCUGAAAAUAGGAAAGCAGCUAAGCGCACAAACUAUUCAACAAAGAAAUUGCGAGGCUGAAACUUUAAAAGUGUUUCGACUAAUCACAUCUCAGGUAUUUGGGAAACUUAUACAAGGAGAAAAACAACAACAGAUGGAAUCGACGGAAGGCGCUAAUGAGGAUUUAGAGGACAGUAAUGAUCUUCGGGAGCAUAUGGUUGGCAUAUUGUUCAGCAGAAGCAAUUUAACGCAUUUACAAAAACAAGUAUGCACUCAUAUCGUGCAAGCGAUUAGAAAGGAGACUAUACGGUUGAGAGAAGAAUGGGAGACACUUUUAUGUUCGCCGACACCUGCUAAUAGCGUAUUGAGCGACAAUAGUGAUCUUCCUAAAGCGGCCGAUACUUACUGCUUUGAAAUGCUUUCUAUGGUUCUUGCUCUAAGUGGUAGUUCUGUAGGACAAUAUUACUUAUCGCAUCAGACUGGGUUAUUAAAAGAUCUAUUGAGUUUAUUGCAUACCGGAUCGGCAAGAGUGCAACGUCAAGUAACAUCUCUCUUACGACGGAUAUUGCCCGAAAUUAAACCUGAAACACUAGCGAACGUUAUAAAUGUUGAACGACUACCGCCUACUGAUUUUAGCAUCGUAUCCGCUGCAAACAGCGGCUUUACUCAUGCUUUAGAUUUCGACGAACAUUCAGCCGGAAUUCUCGAUGUAUUUUUAAGCUGUAUUGCGAAAGCAUUGACCGUGCAAGUCAAAGUAAAAGGAAAAGAAAACAAUGGCAAAGCGCUUCAAACCGUUUCAUUAGCUACUAGCAUCCAUCCGAAAAGUUACGUUGGAACGAGAUGGUGGUUAAGGGGUUGUAUGACGCGUAAGCUAGCAGAAGUAAUAAUUCAACUUUUGAAGGAUAUGGCAUCGGGUAAAUUAUCUGAGGAAUGGGCAUCUGUAACGAAAGCAGCUAUAGCGGAAAAUAUUCUAAAUUUAACUAGACUGGACGAGAAGAGUCGUGAGCCUACAGAAUGUCUUCGAUCGCCAACACUGUGGUUAGCAUUGGCUUCUUUAUGCGUUUUGAAUUCGGAACAUGUUGAAAGAUUAUCGUCUGGUCAAUGGAGUGGUUCUGAAGGACAGCAAUUACCACCAAGACCAACAUGUAGUAAUCACGAUGACGAUGAAACCACGGCUAUUAUUCAAUGUAAUGUUUGUGGUAAUUUAUGCGCGGAAUGCGAUAGAAUUUUACAUCUUCAUAGAAGAACGAGAACGCAUCUCAGACAAGUAUGUAAGGAAGAAGAAGAAGCGAUACGAGUAGAUCUUCAUGAAGGUUGUGGUAGAACGAAGCUCUUUUGGAUAUUGGCUUUAGCAGACAGUAGGACGUUGAAGGCACUGGUGGAAUUUCGUGAUGGUGCGCCGAGAAAACCGGUUGGCGCUACUACUGGUAUUUGUAGAUUUUGCGGUACUACGGGAAAUACGGGUUUGCUAGCAAUAGGCAACAUUUGCUCCGAUCAUGAUUGUCAGGAACACGCUAAAAAUGCGUGUAACAUGGUCCAUUCUUGCGGGCACAUUUGUGGGGGUGUUAGGAAUGAGAGAACUUGCUUGCCUUGCCUUCAUCGUUGCUUACCAGGGACCGAUUUGAAACAGGACGCUGAUGACAUGUGUAUGAUUUGCUUCACCGAGGCCUUGUCUUGCGCACCAGCGAUUCAGUUGCAGUGUGGCCACGUGUUCCAUCUACAUUGUUGUCGACACGUCCUGAUGAAGCGUUGGGUGGGACCACGAAUUACUUUCGGUUUUUCUUUAUGUCCGAUCUGCAAAAUACCGAUGGAUCAUCCGACGUUGUCCGAGCAAUUGGCAAGCGUGAAGGAGCUAUACGAAGACGUACGAAGAAAGGCGCUAAUGCGCUUGGAAUACGAAGGCUUGCACAAAGCUGAAGGAACUUUUGCACCUGGCGGUCGUUAUCAAGAUCCCGCUGCUUACGCAAUGGAACGCUACGCGUAUUAUGUAUGUUACAAAUGUCAGAAGGCUUAUUACGGUGGCGAGGCACGUUGCGACGCGCAGUUAGGCGGGGAAUCGUUCGACCCUGCUGAAUUAGUAUGUGGCGGUUGUAGUGACGUGGCAAGAGCACAAAUGUGUCCAAAGCAUGGAGCAGACUUCCUUGAGUAUAAAUGUCGAUAUUGCUGUUCGGUGGCGGUAUUUUUCUGCUUCGGAACAACACACUUCUGUAAGCCUUGCCACGAUGAUUUCCAACGUGUUACUACUAUCCCGAAGAGUGAUCUGCCUAUGUGUCCUGCUGGUCCUAAGGCUAAGCAACUGGAAGGAGACGAAUGUCCACUACAUGUGAAACAUCCACCGACGGGAGAAGAGUUUGCUCUAGGUUGCGGAAUUUGUCGCAACGCGCACACAUUCUAAGCUUCCAGUGCUGUUUUGUGAUUUUUAUGAAAUAUGGAAUUGAUGCAGAUUAGAGUAGGCUAUGAGAAUGAGAUGCAUCAUUUAAUCCAAUGACAAGUUUGCGAUGCAAGAGGGUAUAUUUGUGUUAGUAAUGGAUAAGCCAUUUCUAUCGCUAAAUCUAGUAAUUAUUAACGGUAGACAGAAAAGAGCGUAAGCUUAUGUAUCAAACUUUCACAUGCAAAUCAAGAAGCGAAUUUGAACGUCAUU
Molecule: messenger RNA, 7848 nt
Organism: Cyphomyrmex costatus
Lineage: Eukaryota; Metazoa; Arthropoda; Insecta; Hymenoptera; Formicidae
Product: E3 ubiquitin-protein ligase highwire
Exons: 25
Coding region: 1-7602 (2533 amino acids)
Biological process (GO): regulation of synaptic assembly at neuromuscular junction; axon guidance
Cellular component (GO): plasma membrane; nucleus
Molecular function (GO): ubiquitin protein ligase activity
Source: RefSeq, a predicted model, not a curated record